Messenger RNA from Adineta steineri, 975 nucleotides. The record is from the annotation of a GenBank genome assembly. NCBI's taxonomy places the organism in Eukaryota, Metazoa, Rotifera, Eurotatoria, Adinetida, Adinetidae.
AUGAAAAGAAGUGAAAUUUUUUCUUAUCGACGAAUUCGUUUAUCUAGGUUACGUGAUGAUCAUUCUGUGACCGAAAACUCUAUUGUUCAUACUACAAGUAUAUUAAAUGAUACAUUGGGUAAAUGUUUAACACAAUCGACGCAUAUUGAUUCACCAAAAAGUAAAAUCAUUACUGAUAAUCAAAGAAAAAAUUAUGCAUUAUUAGCAAUAACUUCAUCUUGGAAUAUAGCUAUGGGCACUAAAUCACAGGGACGUGAUGAUAGUGAUGAACAUGAUCCUGGUGAUGGUAAUGAAGACGAUUCUGAUGAUAGUGAAGAAUAUGAUUCUAGUGAAACAGAGGAUCACUCAGAAUCAAUUUCUUAUCAAGUCAUUUUUACUUUUCCGUAUUCUAUUUCAAAUGGAUCAAUUCUUAAUCAAACAGUAUUCAUUACAGAUCCAAUAAAAAAUCACUUAAUAGCAUCCGUAACUUUGAUAUGUAUCAAUGGAUCAUCGUUUAUUAUUAAUUAUUCAACUAAUCAACCAUUACCACAUAAUGUUUGUUUAUUUCUCUUAUUAAAUAUAACAUCACCUGCUACAAUAAGAGAAAUCUUUACUUGUCAAGUAAUUAAUGCCAAUUCUUCUGCUGAUUAUGAACAUGCGGUCGAGGGUCAUGCUGCCGGACCCAGUGCAGUUUUUAUUAUUGCACAAGGUAUUAUGAUUUUUAUUAUGAUGAUGAUUAUAUGUCUAGCACAAGUAUUUAAAGAAAAACAUGUUGUUAAUCGUUUUGGUCAACAUCUUCAUCGUAUGCAAAUGCCUCGAGCAGUUCUUAAUGGUAUUAUUCAAGAUCCAAAUGGAAUGCCACGAAAUAUGCGAUCACCAUCUAUUCAAGAUCAAGUAUUGGCAGCAAAUGAUUUAACAACAACAACUCCUGGUACAAAUCGUCCAGAUCAGGCAUUAAUUAAUAUUAAUGAACUCACUAACCGAAUGAAUACAUAA